AUGGUAUUUCUCCGUUCAGCUUCUCGCCUUGCGCGCCCUGCCUCCUCCCUCCUCAGCGCACGCGCCGGACCUCGAUUGACUUCGUCGCUCCGACAACCGAAUGCAUUCAGAACGCUGACCGCGACGGCUUCACAACAGGGCAAAGUUCUUCUCGUCCUCUACGAUGGUGGCAUCCACGCCGAGCAGGAGCCUCAGCUUCUCGGAACCACUGAGAACGAGCUAGGUAUCAGGAAGUGGAUUGAGGAGCAAGGCCACGAGCUCGUCACCACCUCCAACAAGGAGGGUGAGAACUCCGAGUUCGACAAGCACCUUGUCGACGCAGAGGUUAUCAUCACCACACCUUUCCACCCCGGUUACCUUACCGCCGAGCGUCUGGCCAAGGCUAAGAACCUGAAGAUUGCCGUCACUGCUGGUAUCGGAUCUGACCACGUCGACCUCGAUGCCGCGAACAAGACCAACGGCGGUAUCACCGUCGCCGAGGUUACUGGCUCCAACGUUGUCUCCGUCGCUGAGCACGUUGUCAUGACCAUCCUGACUCUCGUCCGCAACUUCGUCCCUGCCCACGAGCAGAUCGCCAAGGGUGAAUGGAACGUCGCUGAGGUCGCCAAGAACGAGUACGACCUCGAGAACAAGGUUGUUGGUACCGUCGCUGUUGGCCGUAUCGGUGAGCGUGUGCUCCGCCGUCUCAAGCCCUUCGACUGCAAGGAGCUCCUCUACUUCGACUACCAGCCCCUGUCUCCUGAGAAGGAGAAGGAGAUUGGCUGCCGUCGCGUCGAGAACCUCGAGGAGAUGUUGGCUCAGUGCGAUGUUGUCACCAUCAACUGCCCACUCCACGAGAAGACCCGCGGUCUCUUCAACAAGGACCUCAUCUCCAAGAUGAAGAAGGGCUCAUGGUUGGUUAACACCGCCCGUGGUGCCAUCGUCGUCAAGGAGGAUGUUGCCCAGGCUCUCAAGGACGGUCACCUCCGUGGAUACGGUGGUGAUGUCUGGUUCCCCCAGCCCGCACCCAAGGACCACCCGCUCCGCUACGCCCAGAACCCAUGGGGCGGCGGCAACGCCAUGGUUCCCCACAUGUCCGGUACCUCCAUCGAUGCCCAGAAGCGAUACGCCGAUGGCACCAAGGCUAUCCUCGAUGAGUACUUCUCCGGCCGCGAGAACUACCGGCCUGAAGACCUCAUCGUACACAAGGGCGACUACGCCACCAAGGCGUACGGUCAGCGCAAGUAG
Molecule: messenger RNA, 1227 nt
Organism: Alternaria atra
Lineage: Eukaryota; Fungi; Ascomycota; Dothideomycetes; Pleosporales; Pleosporaceae
Exons: 4
Coding region: 1-1227 (408 amino acids)
Cellular component (GO): cytosol
Molecular function (GO): NAD binding; oxidoreductase activity, acting on the CH-OH group of donors, NAD or NADP as acceptor; formate dehydrogenase (NAD+) activity
Source: RefSeq, a predicted model, not a curated record